Messenger RNA from Guyanagaster necrorhizus, 1626 nucleotides. Its product is annotated as cytochrome P450. NCBI's taxonomy places the organism in Eukaryota, Fungi, Basidiomycota, Agaricomycetes, Agaricales, Physalacriaceae. The record is from RefSeq and is a predicted model, not a curated record. The transcript has 13 exons. The coding region runs from base 1 to 1626 and encodes 541 amino acids. Gene Ontology annotation, molecular function: monooxygenase activity; heme binding; oxidoreductase activity, acting on paired donors, with incorporation or reduction of molecular oxygen.
AUGAAGAAUCCAUUGAAUAUUAUAGGCCUUGGACUUGUCAUUUUAUUUGCUGUGUUGUCUCUUUAUCGGCGUUUUACACGCAUCUCUGUUUCUCAUAUUCCAGGCCCGCCGCCUGAAUCUUUCGUACUUGGUCAUCUUGUUGAGAUAUUCCAAAGCCAGGCGGGGGAGCCUGACUUCAAAUGGCAACGUCAGUAUGGGGAUGUAGUGCGUGUCAAAGGAACCUUCGGUGAAGACCGGCUUUUGAUAUCUGAUCCCAAGGCGCUCCAGUAUAUUUUCCACACAUCAGGCUAUGGCUUCUCGAAAUGGCCUCAAAGAACUGAGAUCAGCCGUGUAUUAAUGGGCCGUGGACUGUUAUGGGCCGACGGAGACAUUCAUAAACGGCAGAGGAAAGUGAUGCUUCCCGGGUUUGGUGCACCGGAAUGCAAGUCGUUCAUACCUAUCUUCCAACGUACUGGCUCUGAGCUGGUCGCAAAAUGGGCCGAUAUUCUUGCUGGAUCACCGAAUCAAAGUGUUGAAAUGAAUGUCGCGACUUGGCUGUCUCGCGCUACCAUGGACUCUCUCGGAGAAGCUGCGUUUGACUAUCAAUUUGGUGCCUUAGCCCAAAGAGACAACGAGUUGAUGAAGGCAUACUUUGGUCUUAUGAACGACACUCUUGGUUCACCGUCCAAAAGGAGCAUUUUCUUGCAAACAGCACUGCCUGUCUGGGCUCUACAGUUGAGAGCCAAAUACUCUAAUAGCAGGCCGAUGGCGCACGCCCGAUACACUGCAAAGCUCGCCGAGGAGUUGACACAGGCUCUGAUAGACAUGAAGUCAUCUGAGCUCCUGCAAGGAAAAGGAAGCAAGGACGUUCUGAGUUUGCUUGUGAAAGCCAAUGCUUCAGAGAACGCAGCGACUGCUUUGGACCACGAGGAGAUGCUAGCUCAAAUGCGAACUUUGCUGCUCGCUGGACACGAAACGAGUGCCACCAGCACCCUUUGGAUUCUCCUGGAGCUUGCUCGACACCCGGAUGUGCAAGACAAGCUUCGUAACGAAAUUCGUGCCGUCGAACACGCUGUUCACGUCCGAGGAGACUCCGAGUUUACCUCAAAGGACUUCGAAAGCAUGACCUAUACUGGUGCCGUGAUGAAAGAGGCUAUGCGACUUCACCCAGCGUUAUAUCACAAUUACCGACAGGCUGCUCACGAUGACAUUCUUCCACUCUCAAAACCCAUUCUUACCAUUUCGGGCGAACUUAUAGACAAACUUCCGGUUCCUAAAGGAAUGAAAGUAUUUGCGUCUAUUGCCGGAUACAAUAGAAACAAAGACAUAUGGGGAAACGAUGCAGAUACCUUUAAUCCGGAGCGAUGGUUUCAGUCAGAGAAACAUCGGAAGGGACCCAGUGUGGGGGUUUAUGGAAAUCUACUGACUUUCGCGGGAGGCGUCAGAACAUGCGUGGGCUGGCGUUUUGCGAUCUAUGAAGUCCAGGCCCUGUUGAUCGCAAUCAUUAACAACUUCGUGUUGUCACCCACAGAGGACCUCCAACGCCUUCGCCGAGAAGCCUGUUUAGUUAUGAUACCUACUCUCGAAGGUGAAGUGGAAAAGGGUGAAAAUCUUCCUCUUCGGGUAAGCACCGCUCCAAGAGACUAG